AUGGGUUACAACGGCGAGCCCACUCCCUGCUACGACCUGACGGUGGGCCAACAACCCGGUCCCUUUUCCCUCAACUUGCUUUCCAUCCGAACGCCCUUUGCGAGCCGCCAUGCGAGCCCUGGACAUCAAGUGGUCGACAUGGAGAAGACCGAAGUUGUCAUUCACCGGGACUCCGACUCGGAUGACCCAAAAGCCAUCACCCCCGAUGGCGAAGAGCCAACUGAAUACGAAAAAGCUACAUUGAGGCACGUCAGUGACCCCCUCAGUAUCUCCGUCUGGCUUGUCGCCAUCGUCGAAUUCUGCGAGCGGUUCACAUACUACGGGUUGAGUGCGCUCCUCCAGAACUAUGUCCAAAGACCUUUGGACGGCAGUGAGGGUCGAGGCGCACUGGGACUUGGCCACAGAGGAGCAACUGGUCUGACGACCUUUUUCCAAUUCUGGUGCUAUGUCACCCCGCUCGUCGGAGCUAUCAUUGCCGAUCAGUAUCUCGGAAAGUACAAGACAAUCGUCUUGUUCUGUAUCACUUAUGCGGUUGGCUUGUUGGUCUUGCUGUUCACAUCCCUCCCUAUCGCGCUGCGAAAUGGAGCCGGCCUCGGUGGUUUCAUCGUCGCUGUGGUUGUGAUCGGUCUUGGAACUGGUGGUAUCAAGUCGAACGUCUCCCCUCUCAUCGCCGACCAGUACACUCGGCGAAGGAUGGCCAUCUCGACAACAAAGGAGGGCGAGCGCGUGAUUAUCGAUCCGGCCGUCACCAUCCAGCGUAUUUACAUGGUGUUCUACUGCUGUAUCAACUUUGGAUGUCUAGCCACAAUCCCCACCCCAUUCAUGGAGAGGGAUGUCGGUUUCUGGUCUGCAUACCUGAUGUGCACAGUGGUCUUCUUCAUCGGAACUGGAGUUUUGAUCGCCGGUCGCAAACGAUACAUCGUCAAGCCGCCGAAUGGUACCAUCAUCACCGAUGCGUUCAAGGCUAUCUGGAUGAUGGUCAAGGCUCGCAACAUGGAUGCCCCGAAACCGAGUUACCAGGCUGAGCAUGGCGGAACCAGUGUCGCCUGGAACGACCAUUUCGUGGAGGAAGUGAAGCGCUCCCUCGUUGCCUGCAAGGUCUUCACUUUCUUCCCCAUCUUCUGGGUUGUCACCGUCUUUUCAGCCGGUCAAAUGGCGGGUCACGGCAUUCCCAACAACCUCAUGCAGGCUUUCGACCCCAUCUCCAUCAUCGUCGCCAUCCCGAUCCUUGACCGCUUUGUAUACCCCUUCCUCCGCAAACGCCGCAUCCAGUUCCUCCCCAUCACCCGUAUCACCGUCGGCUUCCUCGUUGCCUCCCUCGCCAUGAUGUACGCUGCGAUCGUCCAGCACCUAAUCUACACUGCCCCGCCCUGCUACAACAUGCCGCUCUGCGAGGCAUCCAUUGUCGAUGGCGUCAAGCAAGGGAACAAUGUGCACAUCGCCAUCCAAGCCCCGGCCUACAUGUUCAUCGGUCUUGCCGAGGUUUUCCUCAGCGUGACUGGUCUCGAAUAUGCGUACAUGAAGGCCCCCGAGAGCUUGAAGAGUUUCGUCUCACGCUUGUUCCUGCUGACCAACGCUUUCGGUGCUGCCCUUGGUUUGGCCCUUACCCCCGUGGCGUAUGACCCAGCUAUCAUCUGGAUGUUCGUCGGACUGUGCGGUGCCGCUGUGGUCACUGCCGGUAUCUUCUGGUUCUUGUUCCGUGGAUUGAACAAGGAGGAAGACAAGAUGAAUUCCUUGGACAAGAACUACACUGGGGAAGAGAGUUCAUGA
Molecule: messenger RNA, 1770 nt
Organism: Uncinocarpus reesii 1704
Lineage: Eukaryota; Fungi; Ascomycota; Eurotiomycetes; Onygenales; Onygenaceae
Exons: 5
Coding region: 1-1770 (589 amino acids)
Biological process (GO): transmembrane transport
Cellular component (GO): fungal-type vacuole; plasma membrane
Molecular function (GO): tripeptide transmembrane transporter activity; dipeptide transmembrane transporter activity
Source: RefSeq, a predicted model, not a curated record